Dictyostelium purpureum is the source of this 669-nucleotide messenger RNA. RefSeq lists its product as uncharacterized. The transcript is spliced from 3 exons. Gene Ontology annotation, cellular component: mitochondrion. The record is from RefSeq and is a predicted model, not a curated record. Bases 1 to 669 code for a protein of 222 amino acids. Lineage: Eukaryota; Evosea; Eumycetozoa; Dictyosteliales; Dictyosteliaceae. Gene Ontology annotation, biological process: mitochondrial respiratory chain complex I assembly; mitochondrial electron transport, NADH to ubiquinone.
AUGACUCUUACAGAAAAAGUUGCAAGAAUUUUUUUAAAUAAAAAAAGAUUUACAGGUGAUUUUAGUGAAUUUUCAAUUUUUUCAAAUAAAGCAAAUAAUAAUAAUGAAUUAAAAAAAUGGAGAAUAGUAACAGAUCAAGAAAUUGGUGGUAGUACUAAGGCAUCAUUGAAAAUAGAUGAAGAUAAUUGUUUAGUAUUUUCAGGUAUUAUAUCUAAAAAAUUACCAGAAAAUAAUUUAAAAAUUAAAUCUAGUGGUUAUGCUGGUAUUUUUACAAAAAUUGAUUUAACAGAUUUAGAUUUAGAAAAGUUUAAUAGAAUUUCAUUUAGGGUUAAAUCAGAUGAAAGAACAUAUUCAUUGGCAUUAUUAAGAAGUCAAGAAAAACAAACAAUGUAUAAAGCAAUUUUCGCAUCCUCACCAGAUCAGUGGGAAACUGUAGAUAUGCCAUUUUUACAAUUUUUUAGAGUUUACAAAGGUGUUGUAGAUAUGAAUUUAGAAGAAAUUAAAAAAGAAGGUAUCGAUGGUAUUGGUUUGAUCCAAUCCGAUAAAAAAGAAGGUCCUUUUGAAAUCAAAAUUCAAUUUAUCAAAGUACGUAAUAUAAAAACUCCAAAUUCUUUAGACUCUAGAAUGAUUUCAACUACCGGUACUAUUAUUGAACCUCCAAACUAUUAA